AGGAUGCAUCUUGGAAUUCUCUCAGUAACCUCUGUACUGCUGUUGAUCAACCGUUUCCGAAUUUGAAACAUUGCCUGGAUUGCCAGGAAGGACGAAGAGUAGUUAUUUUCUCUCAUUUCGAAGACGCCUCCUGUACACUUCCGAAUUUUUUACAAAAUGACUGAAACUCCUCUACUGAAUAUUCCUUCCUCAAACCAAAGUGAAAAUCAGAACAACUCAACUGUUUGCCCAGACUUGGAUGACUGGUGGGACAUCGUGUACUAUAUAGGACCCAAGUACAUUAACACUGUCUGUGUUAUUGGUAUGCUUGGAAAUGUGUUUGUUCUCUUAAUUUAUUCACUGCACAAGGGCCCCCUGAAGAUAGCUGAAAUCUACCUUAUGAACCUUGCUGUUGCUGACCUCAUCUUCCUGACAUGCCUCCCUUUCUGGGCAGAGAACAUCAGUAAUGAGUUUAACUGGCCAUUUGGCAGUUUCCUGUGCCGCAGCAUCAGCGCCUCCAUCACCUUGAACAUGUACACCAGCAUCUACUUGCUCGUGGCCGUCAGCAUGGAUCGCUAUUUGACUUUUGUCCAUACCUUGAACCACAGAGAGAUAUGGAGCAAAACUAUCACCAAAGGGAUCUGCUUGCUCAUCUGGUUCUUUUGCAUCCUUCUCAGCAUCCCAGCUUUCAUGUUCCGGACUGUGAAAGACUUUCCCCAGUGGAAUAUUUCAGCGUGCACUUUGGACUUCCCCAGCCCAUCGUGGGAAAUAGCUGAAAGCCUGGUAGGCAAUGUGGUGGGGUUUCUGUUGCCAUCCACAGCAAUCAUCUUCCUCAAUUUCUCCACCAUUAGGUCCCUACAAAAAACAGCAAAAGAACGAAGAGCACUCAGAGCAAAGGGUUGCAAGAGGCACAAAGGCACAAAGGCAACCAGGCUGAUCUUCACUGUGGUACUGAUGUUUCUUUUCUGCUGGACUCCUCACCAUUUUUUUGUAUUCCUUGAUACAUUAUACCAUACAGAAGUGAUCAAAGGCUGCUUCUGGGGAGAACUGAUCAACUUUGGGGAGCAGUUUUCUUAUAUGCUGGCUAUCACCAACAGCUGCAUUAACCCUGUGAUUUAUGUCUUUGUUGGGAAAUACUUCAGGCAAAAGGCUUUAGAAGUUUUUUCACAGUUUAUUCCCUGUGGAUUUCCUUCGAGAUGGGUAUCUUUCAAAGAAAUGUCUUCAAAUUUCAACAUGUUUCCAGUCAAGAGUAGUUUAACAUAAUGGUUCUCAGUUCCUCUUUAUUUUGAUAUUAUAACUUAUUUUAUGACACUGCAAAUGGCAUUAAAAAUUAAUAUGAAACACUCUGAUCUGGCCUUCACAGACCAAGCUAAUUAUCAAUUAAAGCAAAUCACUUGAUUGAUUGCUUAUUUUUUCCUCAGGCUUGCUUUUCUAGUUCUGUGUUAUCCAUCCAAAUGCAUAACAUGUGAUACCAGAAUUUUUUACCAAAUGAUGUAACCUGUGUUACCUAUUAACAGUGGCUUAAAAUAAUUUUUUUUAUACAAAAUACCAGAAAUCUGGUUUCUUUGCAGAAAGCCAUAAGCCAGCUGAAUAUUUUGCUGCAUUGUAUCUGUGAUGACAGCUACCAUACCACCUAUAACACUAUUCAUAAAAUUACAACAGGUAUUACAGAGCAAAUAUGAGCUUAAUCUUAAGCUGAUAAGUGCAUUUAAGCAGGUAUGGGAUAACUUUGGUUAUUUUGAACCAUAUUUUCACUGAUUUGCAUUUUGACAGUAAGAUAUAGAGAAUUUUAAUUGGUUUUGUGCACUUUAAUUAUGUGCAGUGCAUAACUAUUGUACGAGAGGAUGUAACACAAAGAAAGUGUACAUAAAUUGUAAGAAGAGCAAGGUAACGCAGUAGCCUCCUCAAAACAUGACUUUUGCUGAUCCAGGAAAGUAUUACAAAAUUGCUCAUAAAGUACUGUAAAGAUCCUUUUUAUUUUUUUAUAUGUGAAUAUAUCUAUGAUGGCCAUUCAUACUGUAUUAUUUUGAGGCAAAUCUUUAGAUACAUAUUUAUAUGUUUAUGAAUCAAAAUUAAUAAACUAUGUAACACCUUA
This is a messenger RNA of Vidua chalybeata, 2074 nucleotides long. RefSeq names its product bradykinin receptor B1 (gene BDKRB1). The transcript is spliced from 2 exons. Gene Ontology annotation, cellular component: membrane. Gene Ontology annotation, molecular function: bradykinin receptor activity. Gene Ontology annotation, biological process: response to mechanical stimulus; inflammatory response; G protein-coupled receptor signaling pathway. NCBI's taxonomy places the organism in Eukaryota, Metazoa, Chordata, Aves, Passeriformes, Viduidae. The record is from RefSeq and is a predicted model, not a curated record. Bases 157 to 1242 code for a protein of 361 amino acids.